AUGCUUGGGUUUAGCUCAGACAAGCCAGUGUUUAAAAAAAAAUGGUGCAAACAUUCAUGGUCCCCAGAGGCUGAGCUCUCGUAGGUCAGAACAUUACACAUUACAGUAAAAUUAUUAUGAAAUGUAAUUGAAACACAUGAAUAGUUUCCAGAUGAUGAUGGACUUUGGAGAAGGACUCAUUUCUCCCACAACAAGCGACCAGCCUGAAGAUGAACCCGAGCGGAACCCGCAGCGGGAAGACUUUCCUGUUCACGUCGGAGUCUGUUGGAGAGGGACACUCCGAUAAAAUGUGUGAUCAAAUCAGUGAUGCUGUGCUUGAUGCCUACCUGAGCAAAGACCCAGACUCUAAAGUGGCCUGUGAGUGUGUGGCAAAGACGGGCAUGAUUUUACUGGUUGGUGAAGUGACCUCUAAGGCCAUAGUGGAUCUCCAGUCAGUGGUCAGAAACACCAUCAAGUCCAUCGGCUACGACAGCUCAUCCAAAGGUUUUGACUACAAGACCUGCAACGUGCUGUUAGCGCUGGAGCCGCAGUGCAUGGAGAUCUCAGACUGUGUGUUUGAAGGACGGGAUCAGGAGGACAUUGGUGCUGGAGACCAGGGUCUGAUGUUCGGCUACGCCACAGACGAGACGGAGGAGUGUAUGCCUUUAACAAUUCUUUUGGCUCACAAACUCAACUUCAGGAUGAAGGAGCUGUCUCGAACUGGAGAGUGUCCAUGGAUUCUCCCAGACUCCAAAUCACAAGUCACAGUGGAGUACAGAGACAACAUGGGAGCCAUGGAGCCUAUGCGUGUUCACACCGUGGUUAUUUCAGUGCAACACAGGCCGGACAUCACCCUGCAGGAGAUCAGACACCACCUGAUGGAGAAGGUGGUGAAGGUGGUCGUUCCUGCCAAGUACCUGGAUGACAAGACCAUUUACCAUCUCCUACCCAGUGGGAAAUUUCUUGAAGGCGGCCCACAAAGCGAUGCCGGACUCACGGGGCGUAAAAUCAUUGUGGACACAUACGGAGGAUGGGGUGGUCACGGGGGAGGGGCUUUCUCCGGGAAGGAUUACUCCAAAGUGGAUCGAUCCGGAGCUUACGCAGCACGCUGGGUCGCUAAGUCUUUGGUCAAAGCCGGACUGUGCAGGAGAGCCCUCGUUCAGAUCUCAUAUGCUAUCGGCGUGAGCCACCCGCUCUCCAUCUCCGUUUUUCACUACGGCACGUCGAAUAAGGACGAAGACGAGCUGCUGCAAAUAGUGCAGAAGAACUUUGACCUGAGGCCUGGGGUCAUCGUGAAGGAGCUGGGUUUAAAGCGGCCGAUUUACCAAGCCACUGCCUGCUACGGUCACUUCGGCAGAGAGGAGUUCCCCUGGGAAAAACCGAAACCUCUGCUGUUUUGAGUCUCAACACAUUCCAGUUACGACACAAUCAAGAGUCCAGUUUAACUGAAGACAGCUGUGUAACUAAAAGAGGUCUGCGUCUUUUCUCUCUGUCUCUUUUCCUUUCUGACCCGAGGCAACAGUCAGCGCCUUUGUUGAGAAAUGAAAAUUGAUUUAAUCAAGGUACUUUGUGCUUGUUAAAAAAUUAUGCAAUAAAUGUGAUUUUUUUAAAAGACAGUAAAUACUGUAAAUCAUGUAUUUUGGUAACAAGAAAUAAACAAUAUUUGUUGAAUAAA
Labrus bergylta (ballan wrasse) is the source of this 1654-nucleotide messenger RNA. It is a transcript of the gene mat2al, whose product is annotated as methionine adenosyltransferase II, alpha-like. Gene Ontology annotation, cellular component: methionine adenosyltransferase complex; cytosol. The record is from RefSeq and is a predicted model, not a curated record. Gene Ontology annotation, molecular function: methionine adenosyltransferase activity; ATP binding. NCBI's taxonomy places the organism in Eukaryota, Metazoa, Chordata, Actinopteri, Labriformes, Labridae. Gene Ontology annotation, biological process: S-adenosylmethionine biosynthetic process.